Maudiozyma saulgeensis is the source of this 1635-nucleotide messenger RNA. The record is from the annotation of a GenBank genome assembly. Lineage: Eukaryota; Fungi; Ascomycota; Saccharomycetes; Saccharomycetales; Saccharomycetaceae.
AUGCCAGGCUCUAUUAAGGAUUACGUUGAUAAUGUCCUAUUCAUUCCAAACUCUAAUGACUCGAGAGGGUUUAAUAACGAAAUCCCUUGGAAUAGGGAUAUCGUAGACACUAAUAACAUUCACCAUAGAUCUAAAGAACAAACAAAUGGAGAUGCAAAUAGUGUGGAUCUAGAAGAGAAAGACGCUAUGAAUAAUGUGAUAGAUAAAGAAAUUUUCUCAACGACUACGGCUACUGAGGAUGAUGGAAUCCCAUCAUUGACUCAUCCUAUGGAAAAAAAAAUUUUGAAAAAAAUGGAUAUGUUUUUAAUUCCAUUAAUGGGAUUAUUAUAUUUCUUAUCAAAUUUAGAUAAGUCAAAUAUUGGUAACGCAGAAGUUGCAGGUCUUUCUUCAGAUAUUGGUUUGAAAGGUAAAGAAUAUAAUGUCUGUGUCACGGUAUUUUUUGGCACUUAUGUCAUAUUCGAUCCUAUUGGAGCUAACUUGUUGAAGAUUGUUGGACCUCAUUUGAUGAUGAGUGUAUGUCUAUUAUGUUUCGGUGCGAUUUCUUUAGGUUCCGCUUGGGUAAGAAAUUAUGGUGAUUUAUUAGCCGUAAGAUUAUUAUUAGGUGCAUUUGAAGGUAUGAUAUAUCCUGCAAUCAAUAUGUAUUUAUCUGUCUGUUAUAGAAGAGAACAAUACGCUAAAAGAUUUGCCUUUGUCUUUAGUGCAGCUUGUCUGUCAUCAUCAUUUGGUGGUUUGAUCGCAUAUGGUUGCUCUACAAUUAAUGGCUCUUUAAAGAGUUGGCAAUAUAUUUUCAUCAUCGAAGGUGUUAUAUCAAUUGGUUUUGUACCUUGUUAUUAUUUUGGUCUAAGUAAAAAUUUGGAAGAUUCAUGGUUUUUCAAUAAAGAAGAACGUGAAUAUAUUAUUGAAAGAUAUAAGACCAUGAACACGUUUAACCCAGAUGACAAAUUUGAUUGGUUUCAAGUGAAACUAGCUCUAAAGGAUAUUAAGACUUGGGUUUCUGCCAUAGCUUUGUUUGGUAUUGAUCUAACAACAUUUGGUUUGACAGUGUUCUUACCAAUUAUUAUUACAAGCUUAGGUUUCUCUAACGUUAGAGCUCAGUUAAUGACAGUACCUGUAUAUUUUUUGACGGCUAUCGUCUUCUUCAUCUGUGCAUUAUUGUCUGAUUAUUUAAGGUUAAGAUCACCUUUCAUUAUUGGUGCAUGUACUACCACCGCCAUCGGUUUAGCUAUUGUACUCGGUUCACAAGUUCAUGGUGUUAGAUAUUUCGGUGUCUACAUUCUUUGUAUGGGUAUCUAUGUCAAUGCCGCUUGUAAUUGUUUAUGGUUAAGUGGUAAUAAUGGAAAUUAUUUUAAGAGAGCCACCGCAUUAGGUAUUACCUUGUUUUUUGGUUCUGGAUCCGGUCUAGUCUCAGGUCAAAUAUUUUUAGCAGAAGAUAAACCAAGAUACACUAAAGGUUUAUCAAUCUGUUUAGCAUUCCAAGUUGUAUCAAUUGUAAUGACUGUGAUACAAUACAUAUUAUACAAAAGAGAAAAUAUGAAAAAAGAUAAAAUUAUUGAAAAAUGUAGAGAACUAGGUGAACCAAUACCAUAUGAUGAAAAGUUAAGCGAUAUGAAUCCUGAAUUCCGUUAUUUAUACUAA